Messenger RNA from Morus notabilis, 1155 nucleotides. Its product is annotated as myb-related protein 306. NCBI's taxonomy places the organism in Eukaryota, Viridiplantae, Streptophyta, Magnoliopsida, Rosales, Moraceae. Gene Ontology annotation, biological process: response to auxin. The coding region runs from base 109 to 1155 and encodes 348 amino acids. The record is from RefSeq and is a predicted model, not a curated record. The transcript has 3 exons.
UGUUUGAAAGGUCCAUAGAAAAGCACAGGCAGAGCAGAGAAAACUAAGAAACUGAAAAGUGUUUUUGUCUGAGGAAAAAAAGGGGGUGAUCAAAACAUAUAUUAAACCAUGGGAAGGCCCCCUUGCUGUGACAAAGUUGGCAUCAAGAAAGGUCCAUGGACCCCUGAAGAAGACAUCAUCCUUGUUUCUUACAUCCAAGAACAUGGUCCUGGAAAUUGGAGAUCAGUUCCCACCAACACUGGGUUGUUGAGAUGCAGCAAGAGUUGCAGGCUCAGAUGGACAAACUACCUGAGGCCAGGAAUCAAGAGAGGAAACUUCACACCUCACGAAGAAGGAAUGAUAAUUCAUUUGCAAGCUUUAUUGGGUAACAAAUGGGCAGCCAUAGCUUCCUACCUCCCACAAAGAACAGAUAAUGAUAUAAAGAAUUAUUGGAACACACAUCUGAAGAAGAAGCUCAAGAAAUUCCAAUCAGUUUUCGAUCCUCACAACAAUAAUAUCCCAUCUGACUCAACCACUGGCCAGUUGGUAUCAAACAGGAGUUCUGGUACUACUUUCAGUGAUAGAAGAAGCUUAGCUGAUUAUGUCACCAGCCAUGGCUCUUCUGAUAAUCAUCUCAGCCUACAGAAUUCCUCCUCUUCUUCUCCUCCAUCUACAUAUGCCUCCAGCACUGAAAACAUCUCGCGCCUCUUAGAAGGUUGGAUGAGAUCUUCUCCAAAACCUAAUAAAAGUAUUAGUACUACUAGCAUUAGUGACCACAAUAUCACAAUAAAAGUGUUUGAGAAUGAUGGCAACGGCACUCUUCCAAGCGGCGGUGGCAGCGGGAUGAAAGUUGAGGAGGCAGCAGAGGGGGGCGAUCUCGUCUCUCACGACGAGUUUGAGUCGAUCAUGUCGUUCGAUCCGAACACGAACAAUGUUGUUUCGUCGUGCGACAGGUCAACUUGCGAAUCUACUUCUUAUAAGGUUUCUGCUGUGGAUAAUGAAGACAUGAUCAAGGUUCAUGUUGUGAUGGAGAAGAAUAGUAUUAAGCAAAGAUCUGAGAGCGGCGCUAGUAAUCCUCCAUUGUCGUUUCUUGAGAAAUGGCUCUUGGAUGAGAGUACUAUUGGUGCUACGGCUGGUCAAGUAGAGGAGAUGAUGGAAUUGUCUCCAAUGUUUUAA